GAGUUACUCCAGCAUUCUGUGCCUAUCGUCUGCAGUUCUUGGUUUCUACAUAUACUGCUGGAAACAUUACCAAUUUGAUUAUCUCUCAGAUAGAUCUUGCGGUGAUUUUAAGAAUUCCUCCCUGUCGCCAAGAUCCAUGUCAGGUUUUGCUGCUGCUGCUGCUGCUGCUGCUGGCUGAUCAUUGAGCUGGGUGUGAGCGAUCCUGUUUCAGGGAGGGUUUGAGGUGUAGCUGUACAUUUAUCCAGCUUGCAGCCAAGUUGUUUUGUGCGGCGACUUCCUCCUGCCACCUGACCAAAGGUAUCGCAGACGGUGUAUGAGAGGAUUGAUCAGCAUUAAGGGCACCUUCUGUCCAUUUGUUCCAUUUGAACUCAGUGGAACUGACCGUCCAGAAACCUGUGAAUACCCACGAAGAAAUCUACCAAAGUUGUCACUGAAGUUGCUUUCAUCUGAAGCAAAUCCUCGUUAUUCUUGGAUACAGACAAGUCAUCUUCAAUCUUCAAAGCAGAAGACUGAACGUAAUAAAUGAACGUGAAUCUCUUUGGGUUGGGGGGAGGUGGGGGGGAUAUAUAUUGCUGGAAUUUGUGACCCAAUUGUGAUCUUUGAACGGCUGAAUUGGUUUGAGCAUUCUCUGUGAAUCCAGUAACGUUGGAAGGAGUGGUGCACUGGAUUGUGUUUCCUGCAACAUCGUCACACCCAGCCUUUGCCCCCGCGAGAUGCAAUAACGGAAUGAAGGACGCGAUGGCUAAUAAUCUGGACCUCAGUUUUCUGACUGACGCCGAGUAUCAGGCGGUGCUGAAGGUCAUUCAGAGGGAUUUGGAUCUCAAGCACAAGGACGGUGAACGGAUUAGGACUGUACAGAAAUCCAUUCAAGAUGAGAAGCAAAGGAAGCUGGUCACCGGACAGUGGUUUGACGAGGUUAAAGCAAAACGAUACAGGAAUGCUGUCAUUGGAGUGGAUCUGAUCAAGGCCUCGAUGAGAAGGGGGAAAGCUGUAACACAUGAGACUACUGUAAAGACUGAACUACAGCAAGUUCAUCAAGCUCCAUCGAGUCGAAUAUUGUCUCAGGGGUCAAAAUACCGAAGUACAAGCGUUUCAACUGAGGAAACAACUGAAGAAUCUCCAGGGGAGGGAGAAAAAAUCACAGCAAAACAACAAAUUAAACCAUGGUCAACAUUCCACCAAGAAGCUCAGAGCACGUCACAAAGCAAUACUUCGGAAAGCAGCAGCGAUGAUUCAAGUACUAUACAAGUUACCCCCGAAACACUCAAAAAGGGCCAGCAAAGAGAUUUCGCAGAACCUAAUGUCUCCGCUACGAUAUCUGAGCCUAUUUCUGAAAGGCAGAGGCAAAACAAGACUAUAAGUGUUCAGCAUCCACAAAUCUACCGGUCACGCAGCAGUUCGGACAUCUCCACCCAAUUACCGAUAAAAUCCACUUCCAAUGUUUCUCGAAUACCAAGGAGAAUCAAUUCUGUGGGUACUUCAGAAGAGUUGUGCAGAACUGGGGAACCAGCAUCUCCAAAUGGCAAUACCUUAGAGCAGGCCCACUUAAGUGGUCAUGACGGGACUCCUACAGAUUCCAGGCCAGCCAAACCAGUCAGAGUUCACACCCAGCCUGGCGUGACCCAAGCCAACCUGCGUACUAAUGAGAGCAGGGGCCCGGCCUCCGCUUCAGUAGGUAGCAACACCCGGAUUCCCAGAGCGCAGAACCAUUUAGAGUUCACAGAAGAAGCGCGGAAGGUUCCAGAAGAAUCGGAACACAGUGACCUGAACGGGCUAGGACAUUUUGCCGCCACCACUGUACCGUCUCCAGUGCUGGAGAAUGUCCUGGACAAUCAGAAACCAAAGAAGCCUGUGGCGGUCCGUUAUAAAGGCGCACCAACCUACCAGAUCUCAGCAACUGCUGACAAAAAGAAAAUGGGUUCCUCGAAUGCUACCCACAUUCCAAAACGGAAAAACCGAUGGAAGGAAAGUGAAAAUGUAUCUGCUGAGAAACUGGAAGAUCUUGCUCCUGAGCCAGUUGGUUUGCAACGACUCCCUGAAGCCAUUGCUAGCGAAGACCUCCAGCCACUUGAAAGACUGGAUCUAUCACCAACAUCGCGGAUUCCAAGACUUAAAAAUACUUCAGAAACAGCAGGUGAAAAUUCAAAAGCAUCUAGUGAAGAACUGAAGCAAUCAAGUAAAGAGUUCCCAGGUAAGAACAGACCUGAUAGAAUAACUGACCAAGGAAAGGCUGCCUUCCAACCUGCUACCAGAAUAGCUAAAUAUCAGUCAACGUCCUCAGAUGACGAGGGAGAGAAAGGUCUUAGUCCAGGUACCAUGUUCACCAUAAGUGCCUUAAGCAAUAAGCAUCCUGAAGAGGAAGCACUCACUGAUCCCAGCCAUUUUAAAAACCUGAAGCAUUUUUGGGAAAAAGGAGUUGACUCCAGUAACGGAAACAAUGAUACUUCCAAAAUUCCGUUCAGAAAGGUUAGAUCACCAGAUCACAGGAGCAGCCCGACCAAAAUGAAACUCUCCACAGAGGUUGAAUCAGAGUCCGAUGUGCCUAGCAGGGAAAGUCCCCCAACUGGCAUCCCUUCUAAGUUGGAGCGAGGGGGAAACCUGUCAGGUCCUUCUACCUCUGAGGAAGAUGAAACAAUUGUGCCGUUGGCUAGGACCAGCAAGUUGGCUCCAAUUCCCACUCCGAGAAUCAGUACAGCGAUCAAACUGAAGAAGAAUGAUGCCUCGGGGACUAACUGGGAUAAAGACCCAGAAGCAAAUGUGCCCGUGGUUGCUAAAGCAUCCGAAACAAUUGUCCAAAGAACUCACAGCAGUGAUGAUCAGUCAAAAGAUUCCGUUGUCCUGGAAUCCACAGGACAGGCAAGACCCACAGCCACAAGGUUGUCCAGCAACUCCAGUUUGGACGAAUCUUUGCCCAUCGCGAAAAAUAAUCAAAGCGCUUCUCUUGAUGUGAUGGAGAAACCCGUGGAAGAGGAGUUUCUCCCAGUGAAAGAGAACGCAAGAAAGGAGAUGCACGAAAAGCUAAUGAAGUUGGCAGCUGAGGCAGCCUUGUGUGACCCAGCACCCAUGAUGCUGCCCACUGCGAUACAUGCCGAUGUGGACAUUUGCAAGGAGAGCCCGGGACCUUCUGACAGUAGUCACAAGCACGAGAUCAGGACCUCCUUGGAAGGUGGCACAAUAAACCUCCAAGAAGAAUGCCCUGCUUCUCCAAAGGAAAAAGUCGAGGAAGCCACAACAAACGUUGUGUCCAGCACGCCCAUGUUAGAACCAGACACGGUCCCGGUAGGGGAUGAAUGGGUCAGCAGUUCUCCAACAAGCCAGGUGGAAGACCUGGUGAAUCGCUCAGCAGAUAUAGAGAUAACUGAAUGUGAGGCUGUCAGGAACUUUGAUAAGCGCAUGAUGCCGGGACUUGUAAAUGAAGAAUCAACAACACACUGUAAGAAAGCGCGUUCUGGAGAUGUGGAAGUGCAAGCAUUGCCUACGGAAGAACUCCAAUGCCCAGCCAAUUUUCUCCCCAUUGUGAAUAAGAAGCCUCUCGGCCUCAGUGAUACACACAACGAUGAUGACCCAGCAUUCAACGCAGCAAACAGAAAUCAGGAGAAGGACUCUUCAAAUGUCGUUCAUUGUGUGGAUGAUUCGGAGAGUAACAAUGAUUUUCAGACGAUAGAAUCAGGUUUGAUUUUUCAUAUUUAGUUGCCUAUUUCUCCUCAAAGGUUUAAUAUAAAAAAAUCCUGCUGCAUAAUUGCUACUAAUUAACACACUAUGAAAUUUAACAUAAUGCUCUAAAAUUCGUGUAUGCAUUCUCAAACAAAAAGUGUGCUUUGUUGCCAUUUGCAAACCAAUACUAAUUGUUUUUCCUGCUUGCUUGUCCAUAUCAGCUCUGAAUUGUAAAAAAAAGUUCAUAUUUAAUUAU
Messenger RNA from Leucoraja erinaceus (little skate), 3910 nucleotides. Its product is annotated as nucleolar protein dao-5-like. Gene Ontology annotation, molecular function: small GTPase binding; neurexin family protein binding. NCBI's taxonomy places the organism in Eukaryota, Metazoa, Chordata, Chondrichthyes, Rajiformes, Rajidae. Gene Ontology annotation, cellular component: plasma membrane; exocytic vesicle. The transcript is spliced from 11 exons. Bases 727 to 3690 code for a protein of 987 amino acids. The record is from RefSeq and is a predicted model, not a curated record. Gene Ontology annotation, biological process: intracellular protein transport; exocytosis.